AUGUAUCGAAAUGCUGACGUGUGUUUCAGGAGGCACCCACUACGUGCGCGUCUACUUGGGGACCUUUUCACUACGGUAGAGAACCCGCUGUACAAGGCGGGGCUGGAGGACAACCCCAACCCGACCAUAGACAAACUGAAGUCUUACAAAGGACGGAGACCUUUUGCCCGAGAUUAUGAUCACAGCAAUAUGUACCAAGACCACAGAAUAGAUACCGUAUCGGAAUCUUGCACAGAUCCAAGCCCCGUUACGACCAGCAACGAGAUUGACAGUAUCUAUGACACCAUUGAGGGCUGUUCACAAGAUACCAUGUCGCCGGUUUUCUCUGAGACCACUUGCACUGGUCAAAACCAGCCUACUGACAGUCAGCGCCAUCUAUUGGGAAGUGUUGAAACUCCUGGAGGUGGCGGUGAUGUUCACUGAGCGUAUUCUCGCCUGACGCCUUCUUCAGAUCGGAACUGGCUACCGUCUUUUGCAGAAACUGAUAGUUGAACAUAAAAACUAACAGUUCAUUGUCACGAAACACGUUAUUGAAAUGACGAUAAUUUGAACAUAAUGAUAAAACCAGAUUUAAAUGUAUGUACCUGUACGUCCGUCCAAAAUCAAGGCGAUUAACUUAUUGUUUGCUUUUAUUUAAGUUUUUAUUCAAUAAGAAAAUUCAUUAAAUAUUUCAUCGUGAUACACCUCUUAAAACAAUU
This is a messenger RNA of Lingula anatina, 698 nucleotides long. RefSeq lists its product as uncharacterized. NCBI's taxonomy places the organism in Eukaryota, Metazoa, Brachiopoda, Lingulata, Lingulida, Lingulidae. The record is from RefSeq and is a predicted model, not a curated record.